AUGGAUCACCAAAAGAAUAAUCCCUCAGUCAAACUUCACCAAGCCCCAGGUGGAUCAAGCAGCUUCAGUUUCGGAUGGGGACAAGAUGAGCCAAAAGAAGUUCCAAAGAACAAGCAACCACCCCCUAAGAUUGAAGAUGUCUAAGGUGUGCCUCAAAAGAUUGCUCAAGAUCUACCACAAGAUGCAUUAGCUAAGAACUCAGCUGGUUACCAAGUGAGAAACCAACAGUACUCUGCUGGUUUAUGGGACAACACUGAGGAGGAGAAGCAUUCAUCAGUUAAGCUUCACCAAGCCCCAGGUGGAUAGAGCAAUUUCUCACUCGGAAAUGACACUGAGGAUAGAUUCAAAACUAGCAAUCAGUUUAGUGCUCAAAACAAUCAAGUUGCUGGCUUCAGAGGAUAACAACAAUCCUCUAUGCAAGAAUCUAUGCAGUAGGACACCCAACAGAUAGGUGCUGUGAAAUCAUCAGUCAGAGUUCACAACCCACCCGGUGGAAGAAGUCAGAUUCAAUUCUGA
Stylonychia lemnae is the source of this 516-nucleotide messenger RNA. Lineage: Eukaryota; Ciliophora; Spirotrichea; Sporadotrichida; Oxytrichidae. The record is from the annotation of a GenBank genome assembly.